GUACGUGUUUUUCAUUCUUGUAUUUUUGACAUGACAAAUGUAAGGAGAUUGCAACUGAAAUAUACAUCUAACAAUUUAGUGAUGAUAGUUAAAAAUGAAAUUGAAAUACAGGGUGGUCCUUAAAAAACAACAUUAUAUUUCCACCUCAAUUUAAAUAAAGCCGUUUUUAUGGACCACCCUGUACUUCAUUAUUUUGUUUUAAAAGCUUUAAAAACAAAUGCAAUAAUAUGGUUGGGAAUAGUGUUAAAUAGUUGGAUGCAUUGUCACGUAUUUAAGGAUCAUUUCCAGCUGCUCUAUCUCCACUGAGGACCAGUGACCAUGUGGUGGAUAGAACCAAGCCUCUGCCCACAUCCUUACAGAGUGACUUUGUCCCAGAGGAUCUGUUGUUUGCAUUGACACAGCCCCCAGUGCCACAGGAACAGCUUGGACCACCUCCAAGAUUCAGGAAUCUAGAUGUUUCAAAUAAUAAAACAAGAAGGAAGCCAGCCAAUGUAUGGAAUUUUUCCAAAAGAAGAGAUAAAUUUAAGCAUUUGACAGAACAAACACUCUGUUCUUGUGGUGCUGGAAAGGAUAUAUCUUUCCUUUAUGAUGUACCAGAGCCAGAGAAAAAUCCAGAAGAAGGUAAACCAGACCUCUAUGAUGUCAGUGUUGUUAGGAAAGAUGAACUACCAAAGAAAAGCCUUCAGCUUCCUGAUACACUAAUUCCUGAGGAGUAUCAUGUUGUGAAAAACAAGGGAGUUAUGGGACUAGAGUACCACGAUGAUAAAUAUACAACAAAACCAGAAGACCAUGUUCAGCAUCUAGUGAUGUUCCCAUCAAUGAAACCUAGCAGUAGAUAUGAAGUGAUACAACUGAAGAAAACAAUGGAGCAGAUGCUAGACAGGCUGGGCAUUGAUGAUGAUGACAUUGAAGUCAAGGGACCAACACAGAUGCACAAUCUUCUUGAACUUAUUAAAAAGGAGCAAAACAUCUUCAAUAUUGUGUUCCAUGAGUUGAUAAGACAGACCAGUGUAGAGUGUGUUGAGAGGGGAGAACUAUUGUCAGAUCUGAGGAAUAAAUACAGUGGAUUGCUCAAUAAAGUGCCAAGGCAAAUAAAAAGUCUACAUGAAGAGGUGUUAGCUCAGAGAGCACUAGAUAGAAGAUUAACAGAGGAGCUCAUGAGAUUUAAAAACACGAUAGGAGUACUUACUGAUGAACUGUCCCAGGUAAAGGAACACGAUAAAAAAGUAACACAGCAGGCACACCAAGCCCAAGAAGAACUAAAGAAUGCCCUGGUAGACUCAGAGAAAAGUGCCAGUCUUCUAGCAGAGUACCAUGACCUGUAUGAGCUCCAGAGAAUUAGACUGGAGAAACUGGUUACCAUGCUCUCAGAGGAGAAAGAAUUGUGGAGCACUGCAGCAUACAGCUUGGCACUCAAGGUAUUAGGAUAG
Molecule: messenger RNA, 1430 nt
Organism: Lingula anatina
Lineage: Eukaryota; Metazoa; Brachiopoda; Lingulata; Lingulida; Lingulidae
Product: axonemal dynein light chain domain-containing protein 1
Source: RefSeq, a predicted model, not a curated record